This is a messenger RNA of Emericellopsis cladophorae, 2721 nucleotides long. RefSeq lists its product as uncharacterized. Gene Ontology annotation, cellular component: replication fork; nucleus; site of double-strand break. The transcript has 5 exons. Lineage: Eukaryota; Fungi; Ascomycota; Sordariomycetes; Hypocreales; Bionectriaceae. Gene Ontology annotation, biological process: error-prone translesion synthesis; response to radiation. Bases 1 to 2721 code for a protein of 906 amino acids. Gene Ontology annotation, molecular function: DNA-directed DNA polymerase activity; damaged DNA binding. The record is from RefSeq and is a predicted model, not a curated record.
AUGCCGCCCUCCGAAGCUGCCAACCGCAACGCGACGCGUUGGGCGAUCCGUAUAGUGCCCAUAGUCAUCUUUGGCGCAUUCGGCUUCUCCGCGUAUGCCGUCGUUGCGCAUCUGUGCGUAAACUAUCUGUACCGUCAGAAGCACCAAUAUGGGACAGCGAUAGUGCUCAUUGUGCUGUACGCAAUCUUCUAUUUGCUCACGCUUUGGUCCUACUUGCGAACAUUGAUCAUUGCGAACACCGACCCUGCCUUCGUACCAUACACCGAACGUCGCGAAACCGCCGAAAAGGAGCGAAAGGCUGCCAAGGGGAAUGGGAAGGCAAAGGGGGGCGAUAUCGAGUCCCAGGAAAGUUGGUUGCCCGCCGAUACAGACCCUGACAGUCCCGGACUCGAGGCGUUCUACAGCAAGGACGUCUUCAUCUGCGAAUCCGACGGACGUCCAAGGUGGUGCUCAUUAUGCUGGAAUUGGAAGCCGGACAGGGCGUCGCACUCAAGCGAGUUGGAGCGUUGCAUGUCUCUCGAUCGGAACGGCGAGCCCCCGCCACGUGCGGAUAGGAGGGCAAAUGUCCCAAGUGAAUCAAAAUCCACGCCACCAAGCGCAGCAAAACGAGAUGCAGCUGCGCGCAAAACAUUUGCACUUGUGAGGACGGAACAAGGGGAGAACCCAUUCGACCUGGGCCCAUGGCGGAAUUUCAAGUCCGUAAUGGGCAACAGCCCGCUCGAGUGGCUACUACCCAUAUGGCAUUCACCAUGUUGCAACCAUGACAGUAUACACAGCGAUUACGAGUUUGGGCCGUUGAUUAAUGAGUUGCGGAAGCGAUACAAGCUCCCACCACCUGACGAGGACACCGAGUUGGCAUCAUAUCAGACCUCGAAUCCGCUCCGUGUCAUUGCGCACAUUGAUCUUGAUGCCUUCUAUGCGCAAUGUGAGAUGGAGAGGCUUGGCAUACCCGAAGAUAAGCCCUUGGCAGUCCAGCAAUGGCAGGGACUCAUCGCAAUCAACUACGCCGCCCGUGCCGCAGGUAUAGGCCGGCAUUGCAAUGUAGACGAGGCCAUAAAACUCUGCCCCGACUUGAUUGCUCAGCAUGUCGCGACAUGGCGAGAGGGCGACGACAAGUGGGCCUAUCGUGAUGAUUCUGCGGCCAACAUUGCGACCGACAAGGUGUCCUUGGAUCCUUACAGGCUACAGUCGCGCAGGAUUCUCGCUACCAUCAAAAACGCUCUGCCCUUAGACCUGCAGAAAGUGGAAAAGGCGAGCAUCGAUGAAGUCUUUCUUGAUCUCUCCGCGCAGGUUCACUCCAUCCUUCUGGAGCGAUUCCCUGAGCUCAACAACCCGCCGCCUUACGAUGAUCCUACCGAAAACCUGCCCCUCCCAUCGAUUACCGCCCUCGAUUGGGAAGCGGACGCUUUGAUUGAUCUUGAUGAGGAAGAAGAGUCGGUUGACCCGGACUGGGAUGAUGUAGCAAUUCUCAUUGGAUCUCAGAUCGUGCGAGAUGUACGUGCCCGCAUACGGCAGGAAUUGGGCUACACAUGCUCCGCGGGUGUAGCGAGCAACAAACUCAUCAGCAAGUUGGGCUCUGCCUUCAAGAAGCCCAAUCGCCAGACCAUUGUACGUAAUCGAGCUGUGGCCCUCUUCCUGCGCGACUUCAAGAUUACGAAGAUGCGCAACCUCGGAGGGAAGUUGGGUGAACAGGUAGUGUCCACUUUCGGUACUGAUAAGGUCAAGGAGCUACUUGACGUACCAUUGGAACAGAUGAAGAACAAGUUGGGCGCCGAUACAGGACUGUGGGUGUACAACACCACCAGGGGCAUCGACACGACCGAGGUCAACUCUCGGACGCAGAUCAAAUCGAUGCUUUCUGCCAAAUCAUUCCGUCCCACUAUCAGCACCAUUGAGCAAGCCGAGAGGUGGCUCCGCAUCUUCUCGGCAGACAUCUUCUCGCGUCUGGUAGAAGAGGGUGUGCUCGAAAACAAAAGACGUCCCCGUACCAUCAACUUGCAUCAUCGUGUCGGUGGGCAGAUGCACUCGAGACAGGGGCCUAUUCCACAGGGAAAGACUCUGGACGAGAACUCGCUAUUUGAGUUGUCGAGGGAUCUUUUGCGUCAAGUUAUCGCUGCUGGCAACGUCUGGCCGUGUGCCAAUAUAAGCCUGAGCGUGGGAGGCUUCGAAGACGGCGUAAAAGGGAAUAUGGGUAUCAGCGCUUUUCUGGUAAAGGGGGAAGAGGCAGAGUCUCUUCGAUCAGCCACUCCUGAAAUACGGCCCAACUCAGCAGGCCCUGACAGAAGCACCAAGAGACGGCGCGUAGGUGACGGUAACAUUCAGCGCUUCUUCGGCAGACAAACUUCAACGGCAGGUGCUAUCACAGACGGUACCUUGCCGGACACUCCUAGCAUGUCUCGCGAUGGAUCUGAAGACCAGUCGGUCGACGCGCCCCAAUAUGUCUGCGCCGUGCAGCAUGCUGAGGCACGCAGAUGCAGCUCGCCCGACAUGCUGCACUGCUCGAGCUGUAAAGAGGAUUUCACAAGUGCAGAGGAGCUACAGAGCCAUCAGGACUGGCACAUGGCCAGGAGCUUACAGGACCAAGAGGAACGUGUCGGCUCCGUAUUCGCCAAUCGUCCUGCGGCUGCGCGCAGCUCGGCCCCAAAGAUCACCGGGUCGGCUUCGAAGCGGACUCGCGGCGGCAAGUUGGAGCAAGGGCAGAGCAGACUCAACUUUGGAUGA